Messenger RNA from Rhododendron vialii, 1681 nucleotides. RefSeq names its product alpha-galactosidase-like. Bases 306 to 1562 code for a protein of 418 amino acids. The transcript is spliced from 15 exons. Gene Ontology annotation, biological process: carbohydrate metabolic process. Gene Ontology annotation, molecular function: hydrolase activity, hydrolyzing O-glycosyl compounds. NCBI's taxonomy places the organism in Eukaryota, Viridiplantae, Streptophyta, Magnoliopsida, Ericales, Ericaceae. The record is from RefSeq and is a predicted model, not a curated record.
CCCGCUUUUUGUUCCUCUAUUGAACAAGCAGAUAAAAGUCAUUUCGAGUACCGCCAGGUGAUACUGCUCGACGCUCACAAACUUCUCUUUCUGUCUGAUGUAUACGUACCUGUGCAAAGGAGAUAAAACGCCAUUGUCUGGAGCCUCUCCCCUUUUGUUCUCUUUUUGUUCCUCCGUUGAUGAAAAGCUAACAUCACUGAUUUAUGUGUCGGUGUGUACAGGCUAGAGGUCUUUCUAACAAUUAGAAUCACAAUUUGCCUUUUACCCACUUGAUUUGGCAGAGUUUGAAUCUCCUGGCGGUUGUUAUGGGUGGGAGUUUUGAUCAUCAGUGGAAGAAAGCAGUGGUAAUGGCACUGCUGGUGUGCUUCUUCAACGUGCUCGUUGGCCCUUCUGUGGCGGCUCGGCUUCAGAGGACGAUCGAGUCCGGUAGUAAUAGUAGCGGUGGGGAACUGAGUCGGCGACACCUUUUGGCCAAUGGACUCGGCCUCACUCCCUCCAUGGGAUGGAAUAGCUGGAACCACUUCAGUUGUAAAAUUGAAGAGAAACUAAUUAGGGAAACAGCCGACGCAAUGGUGUCUACGGGGCUCGCGGCCUUGGGAUAUAAGUAUAUAAAUUUAGAUGAUUGUUGGGCUGAACUUAAUCGAGAUUCCCAGGGAAAUUUGGUUCCUAAAGCUUCAACAUUUCCCUCCGGAAUUAAAGCCCUAGCAGAUUAUGUUCAUGCGAAAGGAUUGAAGCUGGGAAUUUAUUCUGAUGCCGGAACUCAAACAUGCAGUCUGACCAUGCCUGGAUCCUUGGGGCAUGAAGAGCAAGAUGCAAAAACUUUUGCUGCUUGGGGAAUUGACUACUUGAAGUUUGACAACUGCAAUAAUAAUAACAAAAGUCCAAAGGAGAGGUAUCCCAUAAUGAGUAAAGCUUUGUUAAAUUCUGGAAGGUCGAUCUUCUUUUCUCUAUGUGAAUGGGGACAGGAAGAUCCUGCCACGUGGGCAAAAGCAAUUGGAAAUAGUUGGAGAACAACUGGGGACAUUGCUGAUAACUGGAAUAGUAUGAGCAGUCGAGCAGAUGAGAAUGACAAAUGGGCAUCUUAUGCAGGGCCUGGCGGAUGGAAUGAUCCUGAUAUGUUGGAAGUUGGAAAUGGAGGCAUGACGGUCGGAGAAUACCGUUCGCAUUUCAGCAUUUGGGCAUUAGCAAAGGCUCCAUUGUUGAUCGGGUGCGAUCUCCGAGCUAUGGACCGUGCGACCUUGGAAAUACUUGGCAACAAACCAGUUAUUGCUGUGAAUCAAGACAAACUUGGAAUUCAAGGUAAAAAGGUCAAGAAGGAUGGGGAUUUAGAGGUUUGGGCUGGUCCCCUCAGCAAUAAUAGAGUAGCAGUUGUGUUGUGGAAUAGAGGAGGUUCCGAAGCUGCGAUUACUGCUUAUUGGUCUGAUAUUGGCCUUAAACCCACAACAAUCGUUAAUGCACGCGAUUUAUGGGCGCAUUCAACUCAAAGGCGGGUGAGUGGGGGGAAGCUCUCUGCUAACGUGAAUUCUCAUGACUGCAAAAUGUAUGUCCUGACUCCACAGUAGAAGAAGAGGAGGAGGAGGAGGAAGAGGAGGGUAAUGAAGAAGAAGACCCUUAUCAUGUGUAAUAACGAUACCACAACUAAGUCGAAGAGUGAUAUAAACAAUCGUAUGUUUUUACGUAA